This is a messenger RNA of Asterias rubens (European starfish), 1719 nucleotides long. RefSeq names its product dynein assembly factor 3, axonemal-like. The record is from RefSeq and is a predicted model, not a curated record. Gene Ontology annotation, biological process: axonemal dynein complex assembly; motile cilium assembly. The transcript is spliced from 10 exons. NCBI's taxonomy places the organism in Eukaryota, Metazoa, Echinodermata, Asteroidea, Forcipulatida, Asteriidae. Bases 131 to 1549 code for a protein of 472 amino acids.
ACAACUAUCAUUUCAGCGCGUACGAUUUAGUCAAAAACAUUCCGUCCAAUUUGUGUUUACUGUUGUUGAGAAGUUUCUUGGUGAAAAAGUUGCGGGUAAUUUGUUUCUUUUAAAUGAAGAACAUUGUUUAAUGAUGGUGGAUGCUUUUGGUGCAGUUACGUGGUGGGGUUUUAGCCCUGCACUUGAUCUUCAAGAUAAGGUCCUAGACAAUGACCGAUCCUCCGAUCUGAAUGUUCUGAUUAUUGGUGCUGGAGACUGCAGGCACAUGUUGAAGACCAUUGCUUUAUCUCAUCGACAUACAAAGAGAACAAUCAAAUUCUACAUCGUAGAGAGUAAUCUUGAGCUUCUUGGUCGCCACUUGCUGCUUCUUAACCUCGCCUUGGAGUCUCCCAAGAUGAUGGGUCUACAGGAGAAGACCGAACUACUCCUUGAGAUAUUGGGCAACACCUUAGUCAGGCAACAAACCAGGGACUACAUUGUUAACAAAGCAAAUGACUAUAUCAGGAUGGUGACAGACUUUGACUACUUAUCUCAGAGAUUACCGAUGUUUGAUCUCUCAGCUUUGAAGUUCAAGGAGCGAGAUCAGCUGGAGGCCAUCUUCAAGUUCUGGAGGAGUAGCGAUGAUAGAGCGUUUGACAUCUCAAAAUUCUGGGAUACAAGAUUAAGACAGUACUUAAAGGACCGAUAUGACUCAAGAACAGGUGCCUACGACUGGGACUAUAACAUGAAGAUGAUUGAACGAGGCGCUGGUAUCAUCCAUAAGAAGGAGUACAAUUACUGGCGUGAGACGGGAUCGGCGUUUAGCGUCAGGGAAGGAACGUAUAACGUUCCCAAUAAGACGCUGGCUUCAGGACUGAUCAUCAAAACAACCAAAGGGAACCUAUUACAGCGUGGCUACUGGGGUGACAUCAUCAGUAGUCCAUACCUUGCCUUUGGUAUAGAGACUGAGGAGGCUAGUCUAAUGAAGAAAGCCAACGAUGUCUACACCAAGUCAUCCCAAGACAUAUCCGAGUACAACGUCUUGGCCAUGCUCCAUGAAUUAACAACGGGGGAGCGGUACAUCCUCCCAAAGCCAAGCGAAGACCCCAAGAAGACACCCCAAGCAGGAGGAGCGACUUUGGAGGAGGUUAUUGAAGAGGAGGAGGAGGAUGUGGCGGAGACGGAGGAGAAGGAUGGAGCGGAAGAGAAGAGGAAAGAUGAGGAGGAACAUGAAUUGAUUCAGCUGAAUAAUGUGAAGAUAUACUUCCUUGGUCUUGGGUCUGCCAAGGAAAUGCAUAAGAAGAGUAAAUACAAGGAGUUAUUCGACAUCGUGUACUUCUCAAACAGCAUGGUACAUCACAUGACGGCUGACCUGCGUACAGUGUUUGCUGACCAGUCCACCGUCAUCGCUGAGACGGCUCGCUUCAUGUUGGAGCUAAGGAAAGAGCAGUGUCAGGAUUACAUUACCAAAGUCACUGGAAUGGCAACAGCUUUGGGCUGUCAGAUCACUGCAAAUACUGACGCUUGGAAAGACUCUUUUCUGCGCUUCAAGUUUGUGAGGAAAACAUGACGAGACAUCAAAACUCACGAGGCACAAUACACGGACUCUAAGGGGACAACCAGGUUGAGCUGGUGAAACUUCCCCCUCCUGUGGACCCAGGGGCCAAUUCUAAGAGCUGCUUGAGCAAAAACAUUGCACGAAAAUAGCUUGCUUCUUUUUUUACACAUGUUACUGGCCAA